Messenger RNA from Apiotrichum porosum, 279 nucleotides. RefSeq lists its product as uncharacterized. The coding region runs from base 1 to 279 and encodes 92 amino acids. Lineage: Eukaryota; Fungi; Basidiomycota; Tremellomycetes; Trichosporonales; Trichosporonaceae. The transcript has 2 exons. The record is from RefSeq and is a predicted model, not a curated record.
AUGUUCCGCUCUGGCUCCCCCUGCCCCGGCUACGUCGGCACCCUCAACGUCCGUUCCAGCUACACCGUCCCCGUCCCCGCCUCGGCCUCGCCCAUGUGCGGGUUCAUGCCUCGCCCCGGCUUCUGCUCCGGCCCCAGGUCGGGUGUCCUUGUCGGCGGUGUGUUCCACCGCGACCCGUCCUGCCGCUACGCGCAGUAUGGCUGCGCCAUCCCCGUCGCCCUCUGGGGUGAGCGUGACGCCUGUCGUGGCGAGUGCCCGCUUUGUGACAUGUCCAUGUAA